This is a messenger RNA of Balaenoptera ricei (Rice's whale), 3247 nucleotides long. It is a transcript of the gene SLC52A3, whose product is annotated as solute carrier family 52 member 3. NCBI's taxonomy places the organism in Eukaryota, Metazoa, Chordata, Mammalia, Artiodactyla, Balaenopteridae. Gene Ontology annotation, molecular function: riboflavin transmembrane transporter activity. The record is from RefSeq and is a predicted model, not a curated record. Gene Ontology annotation, cellular component: plasma membrane. Bases 137 to 1378 code for a protein of 413 amino acids. The transcript is spliced from 3 exons. Gene Ontology annotation, biological process: riboflavin transport.
GGCAGGUAAACAUUGGCUUUGGGACAAUCUCACAGUGCGAAAUGGCACCUUGGAGUCAUUGUUAAUUGACAUUUCCCAUGGUGAAUGAAGGCUGAUCUGUGGAGGCAGCAGCCUCCAGCCCAGGGCAGACGUCACCAUGGCCUUCCUGAUACACCUGCUGGUCUGUACCUUCGGGAUGGGCUCCUGGGUGGCCAUCAACGGGCUCUGGGUAGAGCUGCCCCUGCUGGUAACGGAGCUGCCCGAGGGCUGGUACCUGCCCUCCUACCUCACAGUAAUCAUCCAGCUGGCCAACAUCGGCCCCCUGCUGGUCACCCUACUCCAUCACUUCCAACCCGGCUGCCUUUCUGAGGUGCCUGUCAUCUUCACUGUGCUGGGGGUGGGCACCAUCGCCUGCACCCUCUUCGCCUUCCUCUGGAACGUCACCUCCUGGGUGCUGGGUGGCCACCACAGCAUCGCCUUCCUGGUCCUCACCUUCUUCCUGGCCCUGGUGGACUGCACCUCCUCCGUCACCUUCCUGCCCUUCAUGAGCAGGCUGCCCACCCACUACCUCACCACCUUCUUUGUGGGUGAAGGACUCAGCGGCCUCCUGCCUGCCCUGGUGGCUCUUGCCCAGGGCUCGGGUCUCACCACCUGUGUCAACAUCACUGAGACAUCUGACACCACCCCGAUCCCUGAGACCACCAGGAACAUGGACAGCCCACAGGGAGCUAGCAGCACUUUGGUGUCUGAGCUCGCUAGGACGGCACCCUCCGUGGUCCAUCUGGAAAGCCACUACCUCCCCGCCAACUUCUCGCCCUUGGUCUUCUUCCUCCUGCUCUCCUUCAUGAUGGCCUGCUGCCUCAUUGCUUUCUUUUUCCUCCAGCGUCAACCCAGGCGCUGGGAAGCUUCCAUAGAAGACCUCCUCACCUCUCAGGUCACCCUCCACUCCAUCCGGCCGCAGGAAGGGAAGGACCUGGGCCCCCCAGGCCCGGAGGACAGCGGCAAGGGCCAGGAGCCUCUGGAGGAGAAGACAGCCCCCCGGCACCUGGCCCACCUGACCUUCAUCUACAUCCUGGUGGCCUUUGUGAACGCGCUCACCAACGGCGUGCUACCCUCCGUGCAGACCUACUCCUGCCUGUCCUAUGGGCCUGUGGCCUACCACCUGUCUGCCACCCUCAGCUCCAUGGCCAACCCUCUCGCCUGCUUCCUCUCCAUGUUUCUGCCUAACAGGUCUACCCUCACCUGGCCCUGGAGAACUCUGGUUGGGGGCACACUUCAUGUCAGAACCCAGAAUCCCACACCCACCUAUCAGGCUGGAUGUGUAGCGGUUAAGAAUAUGGUUUCUGGGGCUCAACUGCCUGGGUUCAAAUCCCGGCUCUGCCACUUACUAGCUUUGUGAUACUGGACAAGUCACUCCACCUCUCUGUGCCUCAGGAAUCUAAAAAAUGGGGAUAAUAAUAGAUCUUCUUCCUAGGUUGCUGGGAGCAUAAGACGAGCUAAUUUCGUAAAGCUUUUAGAGCAGUGGCUCAUGUCAGGUCCACUGUCACUGCCAUUGGCCCAUGUGGAGGAGCAAGCAGGAAUUGAGUUUCCCAUUUACAAAUGGAAACCCUGAGGCUUGGAGAAAGGGUCUGCCGUGGUCUAAUUCCCAGGAUUUCAGCCCUGCUCUCCUGCCUCCGGCCCAUGUCAGCUCCCUUACAGCUGCAGUUCUAGAAGAAUGGCUGGGCAAAUUGAUAAAAUGCAGAUUGAGCCAGGCUAGAUUUCAAUUUUUUUUUAAUAUAAAUAUUUAUUUAUUUAUGGCUGUGUUGGGUCUUCGUUGCUGUGCGCGGGCUUUCUCUAGUUGCGGCGAAGCGGGGGCUGCUCUUCGUUGCGGUGCGCGGGCUUCUCAUUGCAGUGGCUUCUCUUGUUGCGGAACACGGGCUCUAGGCGCGCGGGCUUCAGUAGUUGCGGCACACGGGCUCAGCAGUUGUGGCUCACGGGCUCUAGAGCGCAGGCUCAGUAGUUGUGGCGCACGUGCUUAGUUGCACCGUGGCAUGUGGGAUCUUCCCGGACCAGGGCUCGAACCCGUGUCCCCUGCAUUGGCAGGCAGAUUCUUAACCACUGUGCCAUCAGGGAAGUCCCAAUUUCAAAUUUUAAUAAGCAACCUAAGUGGUUCUGAUGUAGGGACUUCGGAUCCGCACAGGAGAAACACCCACCUUGGGGUCAUGAAACUUUAGGUCUCCCUGCCUCCCACGUGCUCGUCUGCCCUGCCUGGCCUCACAGCCUCUCAGCCCUGCCCACCCCUCACACCCCCAGCCCGGGAAGGAGGAGUAAUGAAGACAGGAGAGCUGGACAGAAGAUGUCACUUUGCCAGAAAGCUGAUUUUUCUCCCUUGAGGUUUAAAAACUGUGGAGGGAAGCUGGAGAUUUCUGAGGGAGCAGGACCAGAGGCCACAGACCUGUGGACACUGAGACGCCCAGAAUGUUAGAAAUACAGAGUCUGAGAGUCCCAGAAUUCAAGAAUCUUGGAGCAGAACGAGUCCUUAGAGGCAGGGCAGCCCCUCCACUCUCACCUAGGGGUGCAUACCUGUCAGUGUUCUGAAGAAUGUGGCCAGGGAGACCCCAGGGAAAAGGCCUCAAGUGAAGGAUGGUGUCCUCAGUGGUCAGACCGAGGGCCUACGUGGAAGGCCGCCAGUGUAGUGCAUCUAAGCCAGCCACCAGGACCCCCAGAUCAUGCAAACCUCACGUUGUAGACAAGGUAGCUGAGGCUGGAGGGAGAAGGGUCACCCGAGGUCACACAGCGCACCCUGCAGUGCCAGUGCCAUGAUCCAAGCCGCCCGCUCAUCAGCGCGGCGUCCUGGCUGGGCUGGGGAGUAUCGCAGGAGGAAGUGGCAGCAGAUGGUACCAGGUGGGCCCACAGCCAGGGCCAGGCCCUGCACACUCUGCUCCCCAGCCCCACAAGACUCAUUACGCAGGUGAGGAAACUGAGGCUUAAGGACCAGUCCUGCAGGUGGAACUGGGAUUUGAACCAGGCUCAUGCAGCACUGGAGUCUGUUCUGUUUUUCCUGCUGGGAUGCUAGGCCCUGCCGUUAACACUCAGGAUGACUUAGGCCAGCCUUGACCCCAGGAACGUCGCUGACCCACUUGAACUGGGUAGCCUGGAAGUUUCCACGUGGGUCUAACCUCUAAGCCUGGAGACGCUGACCCCUCCGUGUGGCCCCCUGGAGCUGGGCAGGGUGGGGGGGUAGGGACAGAGGUCAGGCUACUCACCUCCUCCAUUCACCCCCCUCCCC